AUGAAGAGCAUGCCAAACCCAAGAAAAUGCGCGUGGAGAAAAUUUGCAUUCAUCGUGGCAUUCUUUUUCAUCGGUUUCAUCGAGAUGGGAGUCGUCAAGAGUUUUGGCGUGAUCAUCGCCGAGGUCGUCUUCCAAAUGAAUUCUGACCUCUGGACGGUUGGAUUUAUCUUUGGGGCGUACAACGGCCUAACAUAUCUACUCGGACCUUUUAUCUUACCGUCGUUAAAGUACCUGGGUUUGAAACAAUCGUCUGCAAUUGGUAUGAUUGGUGGACUUUGUCUGGCAGCUUCUUCAUUUACAUCAAAUAUAGCUCAGCUAGCAACCUGUUUUGUAAUCUCAGGUUUUUCCUUGUCAUUUGUCAUUUCCAAGGCACUUAUUCAGUUCAACACUUUCAUGUCGUCUGAGGACUUCGCGUUAUUUCUUGGAAUUACAGAUACGGGAUCACCAAUGGGAAUGAUUCUCCUUCCCAUCCUGGCUGAAUUUUUAAAAGAGACGUAUGGGUGGAGAGGCUGCAUGCUCCUUCUUGGUGGAAUCUUUCUCUACGCACCGGCGUCACUGUUGGUGAUGGCAGGCAGAAAAGAAGAUCCAGGAGAUACUUCUGAAAGGAUACAUGUAGAUAAAAAGGACAAGAAUUCAAAUGAAAAUAAUGUGAAUCUGCAGGCCGAGAAAGGUUCAAGUAUUGAUCUACUAAAAGGUCAAAGUUAUCAAGAAAUGGCGGACCAAGUAUCAGGCUUCCAGCAGACAAAGAAAGCUCAGGAAAGUCAGGAUACUGUCGGCACAAUUAAAAACGUUGGCUUUCGGGAACCUUCUCCUACAGCAUCGCUUUCAUGAUCCUUGGUGGAUUGGAAAUCAUAUGUACUAUCUUCUUGCUACCAACUCAAUACGCAUUGAAUCAAAGAAGUGAUCAUGAGGAAUGAUAACGAAUCAAAGUUUUCAUUGGGAACUAGGAUUCCAAAGAUAUAGCUUACAGUACUAAUACUUGAACUAAAAUUAUAUUAGACUCGCAAGAUAUUGCAGAUUUGCAACAGGGUUUUGAUGGCGUAGAGAAAUUAUAGUUAUCUAUAACCCGCUAAAGACAUCCCCAGCCAUAUUGUGCCCCUUGUAAAGGAACUCAAAGGGGAAAAUCACCGUCAAGAAAAGUUUGUUGUAAAAAUAGCAGAAAAAAUAAUUAAAAAUAUGGGUGAAGGUCUGAGGAAAAUCCAUUGAAGAUUAAGAAAGUUAUUAGAAUUUUAGGUUAUUGGAUUUGUCACGUCAUAAACGAGCAGCUGCCCAAUAUGUUAAUGAAAUAUAAAGUGCAUAAUUUUCACUUUUUGAAUGGUUCCUUGUGACUUAUUUUUGUUUUCUUUUUAAGAACGGUUGUGAAAUUGUUUUUCUAUUCAUAUACUUAAUGUACAGUAAUAACCAUUUUCAAUUAUCUGAGAAAAUGACAUUUCAUUUUUUUUUUUUUACCAUUUGAUAUGUAGGAAAGAUUCUCGCAUAUGACGUCACAAAUCGAAUAAUUAAAAUUCUAAUAUUUUUUUUUAUUCUUUGAUGGAUUUGUGUCAAACCUUCUGCAAUAUUUAUUGUUAUUUUUUCUGCUAUUUUUACAACAAACUUGUUGUCUGUGUGAACUUCCCCUUUAAGUAUUUUUAGUCUUUACAACUGAUUUAGUGCAUUAUAUAUUUAUUGUUGCAACUUAUUUCAUUAUAAGGGAGACAUACUAUUCACACAAGAAUGAAAUAAUGGAAAAAAUAUGAUUUUAUGUAAUAACAUAAGAAAACGGAAAGUGGGGAUGUGACAUCAUCAGCCAACCUAAUGAAUAUCCAUGACGACUGUUUUAACAAAAUAUUGCCAAACUUUAAACUUCAAUAACUUUAUUAUUUGUUAUCCGAUUUUGAUGAAAUUUUCGGCAUUUUGUUCAGUAAAUUCUACUCUAUGUAUUAAGAUAUAAAUAUUUUCAGCCCGGACCAUCCCUUUAAGUUAUUAUUUUCUCUUGAUCGUGGGAAAUUUCAAAGGAAGUAUGAAUCUUUACUGUUCAAAUUAAUCAUUAGAAAUAGUAUAUAUGAUUUUGUUUAUUUUGAUAUAGUAACCACAAGCAGUUAAUCAGGGCUGUGGCGUGUGAUACGUCGAAACUAAACAAACCCAAGAAUCAGACCGAGUCUAUAGUGUGUUGAUGUGUGCACAAUGAGACUGGUUCAAUCUGCAAUUUAAUAACAGAAUAAACAAUACUUGUAUAAGCUGAAUUGACAACAUGUCAUGACACAUAUAAAUAAUGUCUACAGAUUUCCAAACAGGCAAAUAACGUUGACUUGCAUUAAAACUUAAAUUAUUCAACAACCAAGAAUGACCUUAACAUGUUUGAAGGUCAUAUCAAGUAUAAGCAUACUGUAAACGUCAUGUAUUGCUUAAUGCACCCUAAAUUCACCUUUUUGUAAAAAUAGUUUUCAUAAUAAAAUAAAUCAACUACGACUCUAAAUGCAUUUCUAUUUACUUUAUGUUUACAUGGUUUAUGACAAUUUCAAUGCAUCCGUCACGUGCCCGAAGGCGCCAAAUUCAAGUUGCUUGCCUUACAUACACCGCCACGUACGCUUUCUAUUACGUAAUGCAUGCAUGUACACGUAUACGAAGUGUUUCAAUCAUGACUUUCACUACAUAACUUCGACACAUUAAUUCCUAAUAACUUAAACCAUAUUUCAGCGUGCCACUCGGCUUAUCUGAUAAUAUAACUAAUAAACUUCAAAAUAAACAAAAUAAUACUUACGUCAUUGGGCUUGUAUCACGAAAUUAGAUAAAUUUAACAACUAUACGGACAAGCGACACGCUUUCCAUGACUGUACAAAAAACAAUACGCCCUCAAUCGGUGAAUUCAGAUCUAAAUAAAAAUCGAUUUACGAGAUAAAACAAAACAGUAUCAAAGCAAAUUAGAAAUUACUAAAAACCUUAUCCUGUACACGACAAGGGCCAUAAGAACCAUGCAUGUUAUAACAGUUAGAGAUAAAGUAAAAAACUACAGCGUCCGACAUGAUCUUGUAUUACCAGUCCUAUACCUGUCUAAUCUAUUAUAUUAGUGAAGUUUGUGGUUGCAAAAACACUAAUCACGUAUCAAUUUCUUAUAGAGCUAGAUUGAAUGUGAGUAAUCAAUUUUGAAUAAUAUUAAAUCAAAUAUGAUUUUUUUUUCCAUGAAGGAUGCUGUCUAUUUAGGUAUUUGAACAGAAACAAAAGAUCAGCAAACUACCAUUUUUUCACCAAUAAUUUAUAUGUUUUAUUAAAUCAAUGAAAUCAUGGAAUAUACAAGAAGUAAAUGAAAGGGCGAUUAUAAAGAAAGCCAAAUAGGCUUACAAAGUUGUAAAGAAAAAAUAAUGAGCACAUAUAUAUUGACUUGCAUACGUGUGCAUCUUAAAAUGAAAUAUUUUAUGUGAGCAGCCAGUGCAGCCUGCCCACUCUGACCAGAAAUAUUGGCAGUUAUUUUCAGUUCCAUUAUCUACAGAUUUAUAGUAAUGCAUAUAAAAAUAUAUAUUGGCAUAUUACGAUAGUAUUACGACAGUAAAACACACAUGAAUAUAUUAUGCUUCCAUAUUUUUAAAUGGAUGGAGAGCCUUUUUAAAGACUUGUAAUCCUACAGUUAUAAUUUAUUAAUGUUCAAUCCAUAAUCCAUAUCCAUAAUUCUAAAUGGUAAAAAAAUGUUGUGAGUAUCCCGUAUCAAAAUGAUGAAAACAAACUGCUGCCAACUAAUAAACAAAAUAUAUAAACAACAUAAACAGCUCCAUAUCAGUGGUUAUAUAUACCAAGUAAAAUGAUUGGAAACAUAAGCAAAUUCCCCCCCCCCCCCCG
Molecule: messenger RNA, 3810 nt
Organism: Lytechinus pictus (painted urchin)
Lineage: Eukaryota; Metazoa; Echinodermata; Echinoidea; Temnopleuroida; Toxopneustidae
Product: monocarboxylate transporter 4-like
Exons: 4
Coding region: 1-831 (276 amino acids)
Biological process (GO): transmembrane transport
Cellular component (GO): membrane
Molecular function (GO): monocarboxylic acid transmembrane transporter activity
Source: RefSeq, a predicted model, not a curated record